Molecule: messenger RNA, 1038 nt
Organism: Neoarthrinium moseri
Lineage: Eukaryota; Fungi; Ascomycota; Sordariomycetes; Amphisphaeriales; Apiosporaceae
Exons: 5
Coding region: 1-1038 (345 amino acids)
Molecular function (GO): oxidoreductase activity, acting on the CH-OH group of donors, NAD or NADP as acceptor
Source: RefSeq, a predicted model, not a curated record
AUGACUCUUACCAAGGUAGUCCCUAAGGGCGAGGUUCUCCUAACAGGUGGAAGCGGUUUCAUAGCCUCUCAUAUCCUCGACUACCUGCUAGAUGAAGGGUUCGAGGUGGUUGCCACUGCGCGAUCUGACGCAAAGGGUAGACAAAUCAUCGACGGAGUGAAGCCCGAGCAUAGGAAACUUGUCUCCUAUGUUGUCGUGGAGGAUAUCUCCGUACCGGGCGCCUUCGAUACAGUCCUUAAACUAACACCAUUUGACUACGUGGUCCACACCGCUUCCCCUUACCACAACAACAUAGUAGAUCCGGUCAAAGAUUUCCUCGACCCGGCCAUCAAAGGCACAACUGGGAUACUGCACUCUGUCAAAGCGCACGCGCCGUCGGUGAUGCGAGUGGUGAUCACCUCGUCAUCGGCCGCAAUGCUGAACCCUGGGAAUCACGCCAAAGUAUAUGAUGAAUCGCACUGGGCGACGGUCUCAUGGGAGGACGCCAUGGACCCGAGGCACACAUAUCGGUGCAGCAAGUACUUCUCCGAGAAGGCAGCAUGGUCGUUCAUGGUGAGUGAGAAACCUCACUUCGACCUCGCGGUCAUCAACAGCACGUACAACUUUGGCCCGAUACAGCGUGGGCUUCCCAACCUGGAAUCCAUGAACACCUCGAACCACCGCAUCCGGGACUUGGUGCUCGGCCGCAUGCGGGAGCAGAUCGAGCCCACAGCGCCUGUAUUCACGUGGGUCGACGUCCGCGACGUGGCACUGUCCCACGUGCGCGCCAUGACCAUCCCCGAGGCGGGCGACAGCCGGUUCUAUGUGGUUGGCGGGCACUUCAGCAACAAGAGGCUGGCAGACAUUAUUCGAGAACACUUCCCCCAGAUUGCGGACGACUUGCCGCCAGCGGAUACGGUUGACGACUUCCCGGAGGAUGUGUAUCAGUUCGACAACACGAGGUCGAGAAAGGUACUUGGCCUGAAGUACACGGAUUUGGAGACGAGUGUUGUUGAUACUGUUCGGUCAAUCCUCGACCUCCGGCCAACCAAGGCCUGA